AUGUUUUUUGAAGCUGAUUUCCCUAAAAUAAACCAAGAUGAUAUCAGAUCACUGAUCAUUUGGUUGAAACAAAGGGCGAGUACAUAUAAAGCUUAUGCAGAUGUCCUAAAACACCUAAGGAAAUAUGUACUCGACAUGGUUAUUGAUUUCAGUGUUGACUGGGAGAUUGGACAGCUAGGAGAAAAGGAAGCUGAGGAACCAAAUUUGGAUCUAAAUAUGGAAAAUGAGUCACCUGGCAUAAUUGGUCUAUUGAAGAGAACAGUAGAUCAAGAUGAGUCGUUGAGAGUGAAGAUCAUUGAAGAACUUACAUGGUUUUUAAGUUUCGGAAAUGGUUAA
Lactuca saligna is the source of this 336-nucleotide messenger RNA. The record is from the annotation of a GenBank genome assembly. Lineage: Eukaryota; Viridiplantae; Streptophyta; Magnoliopsida; Asterales; Asteraceae.